Elephantulus edwardii (Cape elephant shrew) is the source of this 8637-nucleotide messenger RNA. RefSeq names its product spectrin, beta, non-erythrocytic 4 (gene SPTBN4). The transcript is spliced from 36 exons. The record is from RefSeq and is a predicted model, not a curated record. Gene Ontology annotation, cellular component: cell projection; cortical actin cytoskeleton; plasma membrane. Gene Ontology annotation, biological process: actin cytoskeleton organization. NCBI's taxonomy places the organism in Eukaryota, Metazoa, Chordata, Mammalia, Macroscelidea, Macroscelididae. The coding region runs from base 27 to 7751 and encodes 2574 amino acids. Gene Ontology annotation, molecular function: actin filament binding; structural constituent of cytoskeleton; phospholipid binding.
CGCGGGCCCAGGCUUCACCUCCCCCAAUGGCGCAGGUACCAGGAGGGGAAGUGGACAAUAUGGAGGGCCUGCCUGCCCCCAACAACAACAACAACAACCCCACAGCCCGCUGGGAGAGUCCAGAUCGGGGUUGGGAGCGGGAGCAGCUGGCUGCCUCCACUGCAGCUGCCUCACUCUUUGAGUGUUCCCGGAUCAAGGCCUUGGCAGAUGAGCGGGAGGCGGUGCAGAAGAAAACCUUCACCAAGUGGGUGAACUCGCACCUUGCCCGUGUGGGCUGCCACAUCGGGGACCUCUAUGCAGACCUCCGCGACGGCUUCGUGCUCACCCGGCUCCUUGAAGUGCUGUCUGGGGAGCAGCUGCCGAGGCCCACGCGCGGCCGCAUGCGGAUCCACUCACUGGAGAACGUGGACAAGGCCCUGCAGUUUCUGAAGGAGCAGCGUGUGCACCUGGAGAAUGUGGGUUCUCAUGACAUCGUGGACGGGAACCACCGGCUGACCCUAGGACUGGUCUGGACUAUCAUCCUGCGCUUCCAGAUUCAAGUCAUCAAAAUUGAGACCGAGGACAACAGAGAGACUCGCUCAGCCAAGGAUGCGCUGCUCCUGUGGUGUCAGAUGAAGACAGCCGGUUACCCUGAAGUAAACAUCCAGAAUUUCACCACCAGCUGGCGGGAUGGCCUGGCCUUCAAUGCCCUUAUUCACCGGCACAGGCCUGAUCUCGUGGACUUCAGCAAACUCACCAAGUCCAACGCCAACUACAACCUGCAGAGAGCUUUCCGCACGGCCGAGCAACAUCUAGGGCUGGCGCGUCUGCUGGACCCCGAGGACGUGAAUAUGGAGGCUCCAGAUGAGAAGUCCAUCAUCACCUAUGUGGUCUCCUUCUACCACUAUUUCUCCAAGAUGAAGGCCCUGGCCGUGGAGGGGAAGCGGAUUGGGAAGGUCCUGGACCAAGUGCUGGAGGUGGGGAAGAUCAUUGAGCGCUACGAGGAGCUGGCGGCCGAGCUGCUGGCCUGGAUCCACCGCACCGUGGGCCUCAUCAGCAACCAGAAGUUUGCCAAUUCGUUGAGUGGGGUGCAGCAGCAGCUUCAGGCAUUCACAGCCUACUGCACCCUGGAGAAGCCCGUCAAGUUUCAAGAGAAGGGGAACCUGGAGGUGCUGCUCUUCAGCAUUCAGAGCAAGCUCCGUGCCUGCAACCGCCGCCUCUUUGUUCCCCGGGAGGGCUGUGGCAUCUGGGAUAUCGACAAGGCCUGGGGUGAGCUGGAGAAGGCAGAGCAUGAGCGGGAGGCUGCUCUCCGGGCAGAGCUGAUCCGGCAGGAGAAGCUAGAGUUGCUGGCACAGAGGUUUGACCACAAGGUGGCCAUGAGGGAGAGCUGGCUGAAUGAGAACCAGCGCCUGGUCUCCCAGGAUAACUUUGGUUACGAACUGCCGGCCGUGGAAGCGGCCAUGAAGAAGCAUGAAGCAAUUGAGGCGGACAUCGCAGCCUAUGAGGAGCGGGUGCAGGGAGUGGCAGAACUGGCCCAGGCUCUGGCCUCCGAAAGCUACUACGACUCUCGGCGAGUGACUGCCCAGCGUGACAGUGUGCUGCGCCAAUGGGCCUUGCUGACUGGGCUGGUGGGUGCACGGCGGACACGACUCGAGCAGAACCUGGCCCUGCAGAAGGUCUUCCAGGAGAUGGUGUACAUGGUGGACUGGAUGGAAGAGAUGCAGGGUCAGCUUUUAUCCCGGGAGUGUGGGCAGCACCUGGUAGAGGCGGAGGACCUGCUGCAGAAGCAUGGGCUGCUGGAGGGGGACAUUGCAGCGCAGAGCGAGCGGGUGGAGGCGCUCAACGCUGCUGCCCUACGCUUCUCCCAGCUGCAAGGCUACCAGCCCUGCGACCCUCAGGUCAUCUGCAACCGAGUGAACCACGUUCACGGCUGUCUGGCGGAGCUGCAGGAACAGGCAGCGCGGCGGCGAACGGAGCUGGAGGCGUCGAGGAGCCUGUGGGCGCUGCUGCAGGAGCUGGAGGAGGCCGAGAGUUGGGCACGCGACAAAGAGCGCCUCCUAGAGGCCGCCAGUGGUGGCGGCGGGGCUGGCACCGGAGGCGCGGCGGGCGCUGCUGGCAAUGCAGGCGGCGCGCACGACCUGCCCAGCACUGCUCGCCUGCUGGCGCAGCACAAGAUCCUGCAGGGCGAGCUGGGCGGGCGGCGGACGCUCCUGCAGCAGGCGCUGCGGUGUGGCGAGGAGCUGGUUGCCGCCGGCGGCGCCAUCGGUCCGAGCCCGGACACGGUGCUCCUGGCUGGCCUGGCGGAGCGCGCGGCGAGCGCACGGCGUCGUUGGCAGCGGCUGGAGGAGGCGACGGCGCGGCGGGAGCGGCGGCUGCAGGAGGCGCUGGCGCUGCACCAGUUCGGCGCGGACCUCGACGGGCUCUUGGACUGGCUUCGCGACGCCUACCGCUUGGCGGUGGCUGGGGACUUCGGUCACGACGAAGCGUCCAGCCGCCGCUUGGCGCGCCAGCACCGCGCGCUCACCGGGGAGGUGGAGGCGCACCGCGGGUCGGUGGGCGGUCUACGGCGCCAGCUGGCAACGCUGGGGGGCGCCAGUGGCGCAGGGUCUCUGGUGGUGGCGCUGCAGGUGCGCGUGGUAGAGGCAGAGCAGUUGUUCGCUGAAGUGACGGAAGUGGCAGCGCUGCGACGCCAGUGGCUGCGCGAUGCGCUCGCGGUCUACCGCAUGUUUGGCGAGGUGCACGCGUGUGAGCUGUGGAUCGGCGAGAAGGAACAGUGGCUGCUUGCCAUGCGCGUGCCAGACUCCCUUGACGACGUUGAGGUGGUUCAGCAUCGGUUCGAGAGCCUGGACCAAGAGAUGAACAGUUUGAUGGGGCGUGUCCUGGACGUGAAUCACACAGUGCAGAAGUUGGUGGAAGGAGGUCACCCCAGCUCAGAUGAGGUGCGCUCCUGCCAGGACCACCUCAAUAGCAGGUGGAACCGCAUCGUGGAACUGGUCGAACAGCGCAAAGAAGAGGUGAGCGCGGUGCUGCUGGUGGAGAACCACGUGCUGGAGGUGGCUGAGGUGCGCGCCCAGGUGCGCGAGAAGCGGCGGGCGGUGGAGAGCGCGCCCCGUGCGGGUGGCGCCCUACAGUGGCGCCUUAGCGGCCUGGAGGCAGCUCUGCAGGCACUGGAGCCCCGCCAGGCGGCUCUCCUGGAGGAGGCGGCUCUUCUGGCCGCGCGCUUUCCCGCUCAGGAGGCAAGGCUGCGCAAGGGCGCAGAAGAGCUGGGCACCGAGUGGGGCGCGCUGGCAAGUGCGGCACAGGCUUGCGGAGAGGCAGUGGCGGCGGCCAGCCGCCUCCAACGUUUCCUGCACGACCUGGACGCGUUCCUGGACUGGCUGGUGCGCGCCCAGGAGGCAGCGGGAGGCAGCGAGGGGCCCCUGCCAGGCAGUCUGGAGGAGGCGGAUGCGCUGUUGACGCGCCACGCCGCACUCAAGGAAGAGAUGGACCAGCGUGAAGAGGACUAUGCGCGCAUCGUGGCGGCCAGCGAGGCACUGCUGGCUUCGGACGGUGCCGAACUGGGCCCAGGCCUGGCCCUCGACGAGUGGCUACCACACCUGGAGCUCGGCUGGCACAAACUGCUGGGCCUGUGGGAGGCUCGCAGGGAGGCCCUGGUCCAGGCUCACGUCUACCAGCUCUUCCUGCGCGAUUUGCGCCAGGCACUCGCUGUUCUUCGCAACCAGGAGAUGGCGCUGUCGGGCCCCGAGCUCCCGGGCACCGUGGAGUCGGUGGAGGAGGCGGUGAAAAGGCACCGGGAUUUUCUCACCACAAUGGAGCUGAACCAGCAAAAGAUGCAGGUGGCGGUGCAGGCUGCCGAGGGCCUGCUAAGGCAGGGCAACGUCUACGGAGAACAGGCCCAGGAGGCUGUGGUGCGGCUGCUGGAGAAGAGCCAAGAAAACCAGCUGCGGGCUCAGCAGUGGAUGCAGAAGCUACACGAUCAACUUGUGCUGCAGCACUUCCUCCGGGACUGCCACGAGCUGGAUGGCUGGAUCCAUGAGAAGAUGCUGAUGGCGCGAGAUGGCACACGAGAAGACAGCCACAAGCUGCAUAAGAGAUGGCUCCGGCACCAGACGUUCAUGGCCGAGCUGGCUCAGAAUAAGGAAUGGCUGGAGAAGAUUGAAAGGGAGGGCCAGCAGCUGAUGCAAGAGAAGCCAGAACUGGCUGCCUCAGUGCGGAAGAAACUGGGUGAGAUCCGGCAGUGCUGGGCAGAGCUAGAAAGCACCACCCAGGCCAAGGCCCGGCAGCUCUUCGAAGCCAGCAAGGCUGACCAACUGGUCCAGAGCUUCGCUGAGCUGGACAAGAAGCUCCUUCACAUGGAAAGUCAGCUUCAAGAUGUGGACCCAGGCGGGGACUUGGCCACUGUCAACAGCCAACUCAAGAAGCUGCAGUCCAUGGAGUCGCAAAUGGAGGAGUGGUACCGCGAGGUGGGAGAGCUACAGGCGCAGACUGCAGCGCUGCCGCUCGAGCCUGCGAGCAAGGAGCUGGUGGGCGAGCGGCAGACGGCGGUCGGCGAGCGCCUGGUGCGCCUGCUCGAACCGCUACAGGAGCGCCGCCGCCUGCUGCUCGCCUCCAAGGAGCUGCACCAGGUGGCGCACGACCUGGACGACGAACUGGCCUGGGUCCAGGAGCGGCUACCACUGGCCAUGCAGACAGAGCGAGGCAAUGGCUUGCAGGCUGUCCAACAGCACAUGAAGAAGAACCAGGGCCUGCGGCGGGAGAUCCAGGCCCACGGGCCGCGCCUGGAGGAGGUGCUGGAGCGAGCGGGAGCGCUGGCGUCGCUUCGCAGCCCGGAGGCGGAGGCCGUACGCAGUGGCCUGGAGCAGCUGCGGGGCGCCUGGGCAGGCCUGCGGGAGGCGGCGGAGCGGCGGCAGCAAGCCCUGGACGCCGCCUUCCAGGUGGAGCAGUACUACUUCGACAUGGCAGAGGUGGAGGCGUGGCUGGGCGAGCAGGAAUUGCUCAUGAUGAGUGAGGACAAGGGCAAGGAUGAACAGAGCACCCUGCAGCUGCUCAAGAAGCACCUGCAGCUGGAGCAAGGUGUGGAGAACUACGAAGAAAGUAUCGCACAGCUGUCACGCCAGUGCAGGGCGCUGCUGGAGAUGGGACACCCGGACAGCGAGCAGAUCAGCCGGAGGCAAUCCCAGGUGGACCGCCUGUAUGUGGCACUCAAGGAGCUGGGAGAGGAGCGCAGGGUCAGCCUGGAGCAGCAGUACUGGCUAUACCAGCUGAGCCGCCAGGUGGACGAGCUGGAGCACUGGAUCGCUGAGAAGGAGGUGGUGGCUGGCUCACCUGAGCUCGGCCAGGACUUCGAGCACGUUACGGUGCUGCAGGAGAAAUUCUCAGAGUUUGCCAGUGAGACAGGCACCGCAGGGCGGGAACGGCUGGCAGCCGUGAACCAGAUGGUGGACGAGCUGAUUGAAUGUGGUCACACGGCAGCGGCCACCAUGGCUGAGUGGAAGGAUGGGCUGAAUGAAGCCUGGGCAGAGCUGUUGGAGCUCAUGGGCACGCGGGCCCAGCUGCUGGCUGCCUCGAGGGAGCUGCAUAAGUUCUUCAGCGACGCCCGAGAGCUUCAGGGACAGAUAGAGGAGAAGCGGAGGCGACUUCCCCGCCUGACUGCCCCACCGGAGCCCAGACCCAGUGCCAGCUCCAUGCAGCGGACCCUGCGCGCCUUCGAACAUGACCUUCAGCUGCUUGUGUCCCAGGUGCGGCAGCUGCAGGAGGGCGCUGCGCAGCUGCGGACCGUGUACGCAGGCGAGCACGCCGAGGCCAUCGCCAGCCGGGAGCAGGAGGUGCUGCAGGGCUGGAAGGAGCUGCUGGCAGCCUGCGAGGACGCCCGCCUGCACGUCAGCUCCACAGCCGAUGCCCUGCGCUUCCACAGCCAGGCCCGCGAUCUGCUCUCCUGGAUGGACGGCAUCGCCAGCCAGAUCGGGGCCGCUGACAAGCCCAGGGAUGUGUCGUCGGUGGAGGUGCUCAUGAACUACCACCAGGGCCUGAAGACAGAGCUGGAGGCCCGGAUGCCUGAGUUGACUGCCUGCCAGGAGCUGGGCCACUCCCUGCUGCUCAACAAGAGUGCCAUGGCUGAUGAGAUCCAGGCGCAGCUAGACAAGCUGGGAACCAGGAAGGAGGAGGUGUCAGACAAAUGGGACCGCCAUUGGGAGUGGCUGCAGCAGAUGCUCGAAGUGCACCAGUUUGCGCAGGAAGCAGUGGUGGCUGAUGCGUGGCUGACAGCCCAAGAGCCGCUCCUGCAGAGCCGCGAGCUGGGCAGCAGCGUGGACGAGGUGGAGCAGCUCAUCCGGCGGCACGAGGCCUUCCGCAAGGCGGCGGCUGCCUGGGAAGAGAGGUUCAGCUCCCUGAGGCGUCUGACCACGAUCGAGAAACUCAAGGCUGAGCAGAGUAAGCAGCCCCCAACGCCACUUCUGGGACGCAAAUUCUUCGGGGACCCCACGGAACUUGCAGCCAAAGCGGCACCCCUGCUGCGCCCCGCGGGCUACGAGAAGGGUCUGGAGCCCCUGGCCCGCCGCGCCUCAGACACGCUGUCGGCGGAGGUUCGGACACGGGUGGGGUACGUGCGCCAGGAGCUCAAACCCGAGCGCCUCCAGCCACGCAUUGACCGGCUUCCUGAGGUCUCGGUGAGGGUGGAGCCCACUUCCCCACCAGCCGUCCCAGAGGACACGCCAGAGACCCCCAGGACCCCGCCACCAGCAGUGGAGCCAGACAGAUCGCGGCCCGAGCGUCAGGAGUCAACCGAUCGCGCCCAAGAACUGCCCAGGAGGCGACGGCCAGAGCGGCAGGAAUCGGCUGAUCAACCCGAGGAGGCUGCGCGGAGGCGGCGGCCUGAGCGCCAGGAGUCCACAGAGCACGAGGCGGCGCACAGUCUUACUCUGGGACGCUAUGAGCAGAUGGAAAGGCGACGCGAGCGGAGGGAGAGGCGACUGGAGCGACAGGAGUCCAGCGAGCAGGAAACGCCCCCCAGAGGAGAUCUAGUCAAGGGGAAGGCCACCCUGGCGGACAUAGUGGAGCAGCUGCAAGAGAAAGAGGCAGGCCCUGGGCUCCCUGCUGGGCCGUCGCUGCCUCAGCCUCGCGAGCUGCCCCCUGGCCGCUUGCCCAACGGGCUUGAGCCGCCUGAGAGGACACCUCGGCCAGACCGGCCACGGGCACGGGAUCGUCCCAAGCCCCGACGGCGGCCACGGCCCCGCGAGGGUGGUGAGGGCGGGGGAAGCCGGCGCUCGCGCUCCGCCCCGGCCCAGGGAGGCUCCGCCCCCGCCCCUCCGCCCCCGCCCACUCACACCGUGCAGCACGAGGGCUUCCUGCUGCGCAAGCGCGAGCUCGACGCCAACCGCAAGUCUUCCAACCGGUCCUGGGUGAACCUCUACUGCGUUCUUAGCAAGGGGGAGCUGGGCUUCUACAAGGACUCUAAGGGACCAGCAUCAGGGGGUACUCACGGCGGGGAGCCACUACUCAGCCUGCAUAAGGCCACCAGCGAGGUGGCCAGUGACUACAAGAAAAAGAAACAUGUCUUCAAGCUCCAGACCCAGGAUGGCAGUGAGUUUUUACUUCAGGCUAAAGAUGAGGAGGAGAUGAAUGGCUGGCUGGAGGCCGUGGCUGCCUCAGUGGCAGAACACGCCGAGAUAGCCCGCUGGGGCCAGACGCAACCCACGACUUCGUCCACCGACGAAGGCAACCCCAAACGGGAGGGAGGGGAACGGGAGCGCAGGGCCAGCGGGCGCCGAAAGUGACUCCCCAGCACCAGCCUGACAGAUCUGCGCCCUCCCCCACUCCGUGGGGACAAAGACACUUUCUCUAACGCAGGGGCAGGAGCCCCUAGUUCCAGCACUGCGGACUUGGCAUGACGGGCACUGGAAAGGAGGGGACUUUUCCUGCACCUCAAGAAAUGGUGGAGGGAGAGCAGCCCCUAUAGCCAUAUAUCGGCCCCUUCCUACCGGCCACCUCUACCCCGGGUGCUGGGGCUCCAUUAUUUUUUAUGCAAUAACUGAGCUUGGGGGAGCGGGGAGGGAGCCAGUUGAGCCAAGUCCCCUGCCCCAACCCCCCCAGAUCUUGCCCCGAGAAGCUGGGGUGGUGAGGGCAAUAAUCUGUGCACCCCUCUCCACCCUAUGGAUGGGAAAUGGGGGCGCUGGUGAGGUCCCCUGGACCAUCCAGGGUGCUAGGGGGUGAGGAGGGGACCCCCCCCUCCCCGCCUUUACCUCACUUCCAAUGCUGCCUUGAUCUCUGUCUGGGAGGGGGGAGUGUGGGAGGCGCUAGCUCCCCUCACUCUGCCACCUCAGAGCCAUGCAGUUAAUUCCUGACUUAGUUUAUUUUUGCAAAACGUCAACUUCCUCCUCCCCCGUGCCGCAUCAGCGAAGGCUUUAAGUGGGAGGGGGCGUCAAAGCUCAGAACUGUCUUCCUCUCCUCCCCCCUCCAGCUGUAAAUGUCCUUUCACGAGGGGUGGGGAGUGGGGGAGCCCUCCCCUUGCAUGCUUCUGGCUGGAGCGCCUCCCUGUGGGGUUGCAUAAACGGGCUGUGGGCAGCCCCCAUGGCCACCAGGAGAAGCCGCUGGGACCCGGGGGUAUGGGGCGGUGUGGCGGGCGCACACUCUAAGUACCUAUAAUAAACCCUUUGGCUUUGA